Molecule: messenger RNA, 1767 nt
Organism: Cuscuta europaea
Lineage: Eukaryota; Viridiplantae; Streptophyta; Magnoliopsida; Solanales; Convolvulaceae
Source: the annotation of a GenBank genome assembly
CGCCGUUUCCGGGACUAAACUCAAAAAAAAAAAGCCCGCCCGGGCCCGGUCCAUCCCUAUUCAUAACUAGUUUUAUUAUUUCGGUCUGAGUUGCAAACUUUAAUGGUUGGUAUGUGAGGUUUUGGUGAAAGCUGAAUGGAUAAUUGGAUACUGGAAUUGGUCUUGACUGUUUGGUCACAGCGUCCGAGUAGGAAAUGCCACCGAUAUGAUGGAUACCCGCAGGCCGCAACGAACCGCUUUGGUCAAAAUGGGGAAAAUCACAUUGACCGGGUAAUUAGUAUGGGGCGUGGAAUACUCGAACAGAUUUCCCCUAUCCGAGCCUUGAUUUUCCGUUUUCGUAGUCCGGUCUGCAAACUUCUUGGUCUAACAAGCCAAGAACUUCAGUGGAGAUUCAAGAUCAUCACGUUUAAGUCAACGAUGGGGGGUGAUUCUCGCUACGAGAUCCAUCAAAACGCCUACAUCAAGCUCGUCCUACAUGCAAUCAAGCACAAAACAUCCGCCGUUAACGGCGUUCUCCUUGGCUCCACCUCAGCUUCUGCUGACGUUGUCGAAGUUGUGGAUGCAAUCCCCCUCUUCCACUCCCAACUCUCCAUCCUUCCUCCCCUCGAAAUCUCCCUCUUCAUGAUAGAGGACUACUGUAGUAAUAAUGAUUUGAGCAUUGUUGGUUACUUUCACGCCAAUGAGCGUUUUGAUGAUGUCGAACUUGGAACUGUCCCAAAGAAUAUUGCUGAUCAUAUCCACCAAUAUUUUCCUCAGACUGCUUUGCUUCUGUUAGAUGCCAAGAAGCUUGAAGCUUUACUCAAGGGUAAAGAUAGGAGUCCUGUGAUGCAGCUUUACACAAAAGACGCCUCCAGGACCUGGAAACUUGUAGGAUCUGAUGGGAAAAGUCAAUUUACUCUCAAGGAGCCUGCAGCAAACACAGUUCUUUCGGAUUAUAUUUCGUCGGAGAAAUGGAAAGAAAUAAUAGAUUUUGACGACCACCUCGAUGACAUUAGCAAGGACUGGCUCAACAAGGAUCUCUUUAAAUGAUAUAUAUCUUCUUGGAAAGAGAGCAUUGUAUUUACAUGAGUCUGGUUUAUUUGCAAUCUGUGCCCUUAUUAAGAAAUGAUCCGGUAUGAUCGGCCAACUAUAAACUAUUAAAUUUGGAACUGGACGUGGGCUUUGUUUAGAACGUGGCUGUUUUCUUAAAUUGUGCCGAUGUUUUUUAUCUUGAAACAAAUAGCUACAUGCCUACAUCUGCUUGUUUUGGUAAGUUUUCACAUUAGAUGAAGAAAAAGAAUUGAAUCUAGAGUUGAGGUAUGACAUUUGCAUUUAUCCACCAACAUUACUGCUCCGUACUACACAGCAUUAGGAAUAUCAAGUUCUAACUCCCAAACAUAAAGUUUACGUGUCAAUCUCUCCAAGUGGUUACUGCCUCAAUGGUAUGUAAUGUUUAUACUCGCACUCCAUUUUUCAAUUCGGGUUUUAAUGGAAUUCAGAAUUCAGUGGCAUUCUAGGUGCCCUAAUAUGUGUUCUUAUGAAAUCUGUCAAGGGAUGGUUUCCUCAAUUUGGAUAACAUGCAAAAUCGAGCAUCCCCAAACAUUCAAUGUAUUGUAUAAAUUUCUUAUGAAUGGGGUUUUCUAAGUGAAAGUUGCAUGUAUGUACUAUUGUACUGUGUAGUGUGGACAACACUAUAAGCCCGGGAUUCUGGGAAAAUGCAAAAAGUCAGGCUAUUUAAAAUGUUGCAAAAAUAUUUAAUAAAAUUUAAUGUGAUGUAUUAUCUACUUC